Gasterosteus aculeatus aculeatus (three-spined stickleback) is the source of this 2791-nucleotide messenger RNA. It is a transcript of the gene ccm2, whose product is annotated as CCM2 scaffold protein. Gene Ontology annotation, biological process: vasculogenesis; heart development. The record is from RefSeq and is a predicted model, not a curated record. Lineage: Eukaryota; Metazoa; Chordata; Actinopteri; Perciformes; Gasterosteidae.
CCUGCCUCUCCGUCGAUGUCCGCGCCGGGGUGGGUUUUUUUCACUGUGAUGACCACAGAUUAACGCCCAAAAUGGCGGCACGGUUGAAAAGUUUUGCCCGUCGGAUACGAGUUCGUCCGGUUUACAGACUACUUAUUUAGUUGCGUUUUUUCAGCACCGUUUCCGCGGUGGUGACACGGCGGCUUUUCUGUUAUAAUGGUUAUUGAAUAAGGGAAAAAUUACAGGAUGGCGUUUUGCUGUCCCCUUAAAUUCCGCUACCGCUUUACCAAUGCUAGGCUUACUCGAGGCUAACAAGCUAACUACUUUCAGGUGAGUGCCGGUAAAAAGCUUCGGCUGCUAACGUCAGUUAUGUAUAGUCCUACCUGGAUCGCCAAGCUGAAUAUGCGAAAGAGGAUAUCUCCAUAGAAAUGGAGGAUGAUGUGAAAAAAGUGAAAAAGCCGGGUAUCGUGUCUCCGUUCAAGCGGGUCUUCCUGAAAGGAGAGAAGGGGAGAGACAAGAAGGCCCAGGAGAAAGCCACUGAGCGCAGGGCACUCCACACCUUCUCGCUCUCUCAGCCCGACCACCGCAUUGACCCUGACAUCCUGCUUAAUGACUAUAUUGAGAAGGAAGUCAAAUACUUGGGACAGCUGUCAUCAGUUCCGGGAUACUUGAACCCGUCAAGUCGCACUGAAGUGCUGCAGCUCGUUGACAACGCCAGGAAGUCUCAUCAGUUGGCCGGCCAGCUGACGUCGGAGCAGGACGCCGUGGUGAGCUUGUCGGCGUACAACAUAAAGCUCGUGUGGCGCGACGGAGAAGACAUCAUCCUCAGAGUGCCCAUCCACGAUAUCGCUGCUGUCUCCUACAUCAGGGACGACUCUUUGCACCUCGUGGUGAUCAAAACGGCCCAGGAGUCGGGCGGUUCCCCUUGUCCCAGCUCGUGUCCGGACCUCAACAAGUCCCAGACGCUGAGCUCCUUAUCGGAGGGCGGAGCCGUGCUCGUGGAAGUCUGCUGUUUGCUUGUGCUGGCCGUCGAUAACAAGGCAGCAGCAGAGGAGCUGUGUCUUCUGCUCAGCCAGGUCUUCCAGAUCGUUUACACAGAAUCGACCAUUGACUUCUUGGACAGAGCCAUUUUUGACGGAGCAACUACACCUACCAGACACCUUUCUCUUUACAGCGAUGAUUCUUCAAGCAAAGUGGAUGUUAAGGAGGCCUUUGAAGAGGAAGCCAGCGCAUUUCCUUUCCAGGCCUCCAUGGAGGCAGAAGGAAACUCCCCAUCAGCAUCGACCCCGGCGUCCCCUCAGGCGAAGACCGCGAGUGACGGAGAUCUCAGCACCACUGCCGCCGAGCUGCUGCAGGACUACAUGACCACGCUGCGGACCAAGCUGUCAUCGCAAGAGAUCCAGCAGUUCGCCACCUUGCUCCAUGAGUACCGCAACGGGGCGUCCAUUCACGAGUUCUGCAUCAACCUGCGACAGCUCUACGGGGACAGCAGGAAGUUCCUCCUACUCGGCCUGCGUCCCUUCAUACCGGAGAAGGACAGCCAGCACUUUGAGAAUUUCCUCGAGACCAUCGGCGUGAAGGACGGCCGCGGCAUCAUCACGGACAGCUUCGGCCGAUACCGCCGCACGGCCAGCUCCGCCUCCGAUUCCACCGCCAACGGCAACGGCGCGGCGGGAGGAAGCGGCGCCUCCGACGAGGGCCAGGAGGCCCCCGAGGGAGACGAGUGGGACCGCAUGAUCACCGACAUCAGCAACGACAUCGAAGCUCUGGGCUGCAGCAUGGACCAGGAGGGAGCGACACCCUGACACCGGCAAUAAGGAGAGGUGCUUUUUAUGUUGUUGUUGUUGCUGUUGCUGCUGAGAGAUGAGGACUCUUAAUGGCCGCCAGACCUCAGAUGAACAGCGGCCUUGAGCUGAGCGGAUCAGAUGAAGGGGGUCCUUCGCACUGACCUAAGAUAUUUGUAUUUUCCUCUAAUUAUCCAGAGGACGUUCCCCUUUCCCCCGACGCGCUCAAGGAAAACCUCGACCUAUUACCACGAAAACAUGAAGUCAACAAAUGCACUUAUGCAGCCCGUAGAUGACGAGCAGUCAGUUGGCUAUUGUUGCCAAUCAGAGGGAUUUGUAGCCUUCGACGUAUUUCCUUCUGAUAAAAGUGUCCUUUUGAUUUUUGUACCCGUUUAUUGGCAGUAUCUGCCACGGCUGUCAGCGACGCAGCGAAUAUCUCCCGUCUUUGGGAAUAUUUCAGUGUCUUUUUGAAAAGACUCUGGAGGCUCCAGAGGACUGAGACCAUGUUGUAUAAGGUGAAGACCGAGGCUGUACUUGUCUGUGCUAUCGUCAUGCUAUAGGUCACUCAGUGCCGCCCGCCAGGAGUUUUACUCACGUUCAUUGCCGUGAAAGUGUGAUAUUUUGCUAUAUAUAUAUAUAUAUAUAUAUAUAUAUAUUAUUUUUCAAUAAGAUUUGCGUACCAGUUUGUUUUACACUAUGCUUUUUGUUUACUCAUUUAUAUAAAUAUAUAUAUAUUCAAACUGACCGAGGAAAUGUUGUAAAAACAUUCUCACUCAAUUGAAGCGAUUGAACAGGGACUGUAUUUGACAAAGCCAUUUAGGCUGAUGUAAAUCUCUGGUUGUUUUUUGUUUUCUCGUGCAGGGCAUCUUGUUGUGUAUUGUGACAUUACAUGUAUCUGUCAUUGUGCCUUUUCCACUUCAGUACUGCUGCCAACUGUCUGUCUCUCUCACACAGACCGGUAAUUAUGAACUGUAACUACAGUUGUUGAGCAAAUCAUGGUUAUUAAAUAACAGUUAUUUUACAAAGUC